AUGUCUUUUCUUUUCCGAAGAAACAAUACCUAUAGUCCCGACAAGGAUAUUCCAGACCUCGCGGGGAAGGUAAUCUUGGUAACUGGAGGAAAUAAUGGUUUGGGUAAAGAAACCAUCAAGCAGUUGGCAAAGCACAACCCCGCAAAGAUCUACAUGGGCGCGCGCAGCAAGGCAAAAGCUUCUGCUGCAAUUGCAGAGCUGAAAGACCAAGUUCCUUCCGCAAACAUCAACCAUCUCGAAAUCGACCUGGCAUCUUUCUCUUCUAUUAAAAGGGCAGCUGCCACCUUUUUGGCGGAGAACGAGUGUCUCCAUAUCCUCGUGAACAAUGCUGGUAUUUUCGGCACUGCGCCAGGGUUGACAGAGGACGGGUACGAAGUACAGUUCGGCACCAAUUACAUAGGUCCAGCGCUAUUCACCGAAUUACUGCUACCGAUCCUGGAGAAAACAGCUAGCAUUGCUGAAACCGACGUUCGAAUUGUCAACAUCAGCUCGGAAAUAUAUACCUUGGCUCCCAAAGGAGGGCUUCUGCUCAGUCAAGAUAAGACGCCACUAAGGGAGAUCAGUUCCCUGGCCCGCUAUGGCCAGUCCAAACUUGCAAAUAUUUACUUCACCAAAUCUUACGCCAAACGCUAUCCCGCCAUCAAGUCUGUGGCCUUACACCCGGGCCUCGUCCGGACCAAUAUCGGUGGUGAAAUGAAGGGCUUCUCUAUCACGUCGCUUGUUUUCGGCCUUCUUAAUAAAGUGAGCUCUGUCGAUGUAGCCACGGGGGCCCUAAAUCAGCUUUGGGCGAGCACUUUCCAGUCAGAAAAGGUCAAAAGUGGCGCAUACUACAUUCCAUUCUUCAAAGAGAGUAGUAGGCGGGAUAUCACCGGGGACGAGAAAAGAAUGGAGGAGUUGUGGGAAUGGACUCAAAAGGAAUUCAGGGAGCAUGGAUUGUAA
Messenger RNA from Penicillium daleae, 939 nucleotides. RefSeq lists its product as uncharacterized. The coding region runs from base 1 to 939 and encodes 312 amino acids. The record is from RefSeq and is a predicted model, not a curated record. The transcript has a single exon. NCBI's taxonomy places the organism in Eukaryota, Fungi, Ascomycota, Eurotiomycetes, Eurotiales, Aspergillaceae.